AUGAUUGAAAACGCGGUCCAGCCCUCCUCUGCUGCCGGACAUGCUUUUGUCCUCCUGCCCCGCUCACCUGAUGUUGCAGUAAUACAGAUGGAUCGUGGUAAAGAAACAGAAAUGGAGUUACGGAGAUCCUCCAGCCCAGGCAAGCUAAGCAAGAACGACAUGGAUGCUGACAAGACCAUGUGCCACAGCUGCUGCAUCUGUGGUAAAAGUUUCCCUUUUCAGAGCUCCUUGUCGCAGCAUAUGAGGAAGCACACAGGUGAGAAGCCCUACAAAUGCCCUUACUGUGAUCACAGAGCUUCCCAAAAGGGCAACCUGAAGAUCCACAUCCGUAGUCACAGGACAGGCACUUUAAGUCAGGGGCACGAGGUGGAGAUGGGAGAGGCGCAGCUGGGUGAGAUGGGUGUUUCAGAGGGCCUCGGUGGGUGCACCAGCCCCACCAAAAGUACAUCCGCCUGCAACAAGAUCUUGAACGGUACCGCUCAGGUAGAUAGCAGCAAGAUCUUGUUGAGAAGCAGCAAGAAGGAGGUCAUGGAGGCGGCGCCAGCUGAAGAGGGUGGCAAGCUGACCUCUUACCAGUGUACCUUCUGCAAAAACAAAUUUGAAAAGAAGAAGGACCUGGAGCAGCACCUGCAGCAGGUCCACAAACCGUUCAAGUGCAGGUUGUGUAGCUACAUGACCCUGAGGGAGGAGACGCUCUUAAACCACAUAGAGAAGGACCAUAUAACAGCUCAGGUCCCGAAUGGGGAGGCCUAUGCCGAGAACUGCAAGAGUGAGCUGAGCGCGGGCGAGUUUCCGUGCGAGGUCUGCGGCCAGGCCUUCAGUCAAACCUGGUUCCUGAAAGCUCACAUGAAAAAGCACAGGGGAUCAUUUGAUCACGGGUGCCACAUUUGUGGCAGGAGAUUCAAAGAGCCCUGGUUUCUCAAAAACCACAUGAAGUCGCACGGUCCCAAGACCGGGAGCAAAAACAAACCAAAAAAUGAUUUGGACCUCAUAGCCACUAUCAAUGACGUGAUACAGGAGGAGAUGAUUGUGACGGGCCUGUCUCUGUACGAAGUUUGCACCAAGUGUGGAAAUCUGUUUACAAAUAUGGAAAGCCUGAAAGCGCAUAACGCUGUUCACUACCGGGCGCAGCGGGGCAGUGCCGGGGAUAACGCCGAGGACUUAAUUGAUGAGAGCCUCAGCUCCUCGGUAACGAAGCAGUUCUUCUUGCAGUGUCUCAAUCUAAGACCAUCUGUAGGGCUGGAUAGAGUUGCAAGAGGACAGCCUGGGAAAAGAGUUGCUGAGCUGGAUCCAGUCAGUAGCUACCAAGCUUGGCAGCUGGCCACCAAAGGAAAAGUAGUAGAGCCCUCGGAGUAUGUGAAGUAUGUGGGAUGGGACGAGGCCCUGGCGGAUGCGGACGUGACUUACGACAAGGAUAAGAGAGAGUACAUCCUUGUCAACCAGGAGAAGCGCAAGCGAGAGCAGGACUCACCCAGCUCUUCCAGCAACCCCAAGAAGAAGAGCUGCACCAGCGGGCGCCUGGAGAAAACGGUCAGCGCUCCGCCGGGGGAGAGCUUCCCGCUCGCCCAGGGGGACCUGGACUACCGCCCUGCCUCGCGGCAGAGCCGGCGGGCUGCCCAGAACAACAAGUCUACCGAGUGCUUCGAGUGCGGGAAGAUCUUCCGCACCUACCACCAAAUGGUGCUGCACUCCCGGGUGCACCGCAAGGAGCGGAGGAGCUGCAGCGAGGGAGGGACGGCCGCCCAGCCCGACCGCUAUGGCUCCAGCAGCGAGGAAGGGGACUCGGGGUCCGUCAGUGGGCCCAGCACCCCUGGCUCCGCAUCCGCCCCAGAGGACUCGGCUACCUCCGGCUUGGGGGAAGAGGGGGCUGAGGAGAGCUCCGAGGAGGGAGCCGCCAACCCCUUGCUAGAUGAAAAGCCAUACCACUGCAACUUUUCUGAAGAGGAAACCCCGAUGGUAACAUCUCAGUUGGGUGAACUCCCGAAGCUGGGAAGCUGCAAUGCCAGAGAAAACAAGGCCAGGGAAUCUAAAACAGAGAUUCCUCCCCUGGUGUCAGCACCGGAGAGCGUCAUCAAGGAACCAUUUUUGAAAUACCAAGAUAUAAAAAGUUCUGCAGACAUAAAGAUGCCAGCAUUUCACCACAGCCAAGGGCUUCCUUGCUCCAGUCGCGUUGCUAGCUUUGCUUCAGGUGUGGGCCAGACAUCUUCAAACGUAGUCAUGGACUUGAAAAUGUCACUUGAAGUGCAGACUGGUCGCACUAGAGAAAAUUUGCUAGACUUAAACAGGGAGUAUCCUUGUAUAGAAAAAGGUGCUGAAAUUCAAGAGGUAGCUCUACUCGAUUUGAGUGAAAAAUCAACAAGGGAUAAUUCAUGCAAUAAACAUCUGAAUACAUCCUUGCAGGCGGCUUUAAUGGUCUACCCGUGUCCUUUCUGCAGUCACAAGACCUACUACCCUGAAGUUCUGUGGAUGCACAAAAGAAUUUUGCACAAAAUCAGUUGUAACUCGAUGGUCCCCCCUUGGGUUCAACAGAACGGAUUCAAGAGUAUUAAAAACAACCUGGUCUUUCUGGCGAGGAGUGGGCGUACUGGUCCCCCUCCUGUUCUUGGAGGUAAGGAAUGCCAGCCUUUGCCUGUUGCCAGAUUUACACGCACUCAAGUGCCAAGUGCAUUGCCAGGAUCCAAAAGCAGCUCUCUUUCUGUCGGGAUGACUGCCAAGUCUGGGAGUACACAUCAGUCAAAGGACGGUCAUGCCUUUGGCCACUGUGGUCCACGCUUAUCAUCAGGUCUGGAUGGGUACAGACAGCCCAAGUUAAACCAUUCCCAGGAGCAGUACAGCGUAGCAGCACAACAAAAAAGUAAAUACGAAGCAAAUUCCAAACUUAUGCAAAUGGGAGGCUAUAGCAGAAGUGUAACACCUACUCAGACGGUCAUAUCCAGGCCUAGCACACAGCCCACCAACAGUAAGCAAGUGGAAAAGUACAUGGUUCCCCAAGGAGGUUCUAGUUUUGCCCCUCCAGGUAAGCACUGUGUGUCAGAGUCCAUGAAGGCCAAAUUCCCCCCCCCGCCACAGUAUCAUCCUCUGUGUAAAAGUGAGCAGUACACUAAACACGAAGAGCCAUUGGUGCCUCAGAGGGAGUCUCACGUGAAGGUUGGGAAUGAGAUGAGGACAUUGGCAAACUGCACAGCGGUAGCACGAGCGAGUCCACUGCUGCAGCCCCAGCCUAGCACCGCGGGACUUUCUCCGGCUUUACACUCCAGCAAACAGGAUCUGGGAUCAGACGGGCAUGAGAAACGUUUGGACGUUUUAAAUAUCUUUAAAACAUACAUUCCAAAGGACCUUGCUUCGUUGUACCAAACCUGCGGUGCCAACAGCCCUGUCCUGGAUCACGCAGGGAUGCUCAGGACACAAACACGCCAAGGAGACUGCGUCUGCAGAGAAUGUGGAAAAUGCUUUACCCAACCCAGCCACCUCAGGACUCAUCAGAGGUCCCACGCAGUGGUAUUUGAGUCUAAUGGACUCCGAGGUACUGAAGUUCACACCACCUCUGCAGAUGCCCCAAAACAAGGGAGGGACCACGGCGGUGCGGAGGUCGCCCACACGCUGCCUCUCCGGAAGGGAACCUAG
Tauraco erythrolophus (red-crested turaco) is the source of this 3624-nucleotide messenger RNA. It is a transcript of the gene ZNF516, whose product is annotated as zinc finger protein 516. Gene Ontology annotation, biological process: regulation of DNA-templated transcription. Gene Ontology annotation, molecular function: RNA polymerase II cis-regulatory region sequence-specific DNA binding; DNA-binding transcription factor activity, RNA polymerase II-specific. Lineage: Eukaryota; Metazoa; Chordata; Aves; Musophagiformes; Musophagidae. Gene Ontology annotation, cellular component: nucleus. The record is from RefSeq and is a predicted model, not a curated record.